Messenger RNA from Cannabis sativa, 1702 nucleotides. Its product is annotated as zinc finger protein 3. The coding region runs from base 641 to 1417 and encodes 258 amino acids. NCBI's taxonomy places the organism in Eukaryota, Viridiplantae, Streptophyta, Magnoliopsida, Rosales, Cannabaceae. The transcript has a single exon. The record is from RefSeq and is a predicted model, not a curated record.
UAUUAUAUUGUAUUAUUAGGGUGGUUUUUAGAACUGACAUGAACUAAAAAGUAGUUGAGUUGAGUAUAGUAAACAAAAUUUACUAUGAUUUGGCUGAUAAAAAAAAAGUAUUGUUUGUAUAGAGUUUAAAACAAAGAAAUAAUUAAGCACUUGUUAUUUACUCCAAUUCCAUUCAUUUCCAUAUCCAAAGAGAAUCUGACUAUAAGUGAUGCUGUUGCUGAGGCUGAGAGAGGUGUAAGGGAAAAGAUGAGUCAGGAAUCCAAAGAUGACAUAACUCUCACUUUCUCUCUCUCUCUCUCUGCCUGCCCCCUUAAAUUUGUCAAGCAUCACUGGAUGGGAACACCAGAUAUAUAUGUAUAAAUAUAUGUUUUUUCAGAUAAAUUUUAAAUAAUAAUAUCUCUCUUCUGCCACUUUCUGAUUUUGAUCUCUCUCUCUCUCUCUCUCUCUCUCUCUCUCUCUCUCUCUCUCUCUCUCUCUCUUUGACCCUCCUAAUUCAAUCCCUUAUUUAAGUCCAACCACCUCACAAUUCUUAAAUUCCUCUAUCACACAACCUACAUAGAUAGCUUAGCUAGACUCCCAUUAUAUAAUACAUUUAGUUCUUUUCUGUUGUUAUAACCUUCUGUGUAGUCUUUGUGUUGCAAUGUUUUUCAAGAGUGAGAAUAAUCAACAACAGAAACAAGAAAAAGAAGAAGAAGAAGAAGAAGCUGGAAAUGAAUUUUCAGAUAACCAAUUAGAUGUGGAAUCAAGAACAAGUACUGGAAACGACAAUAAUAAUAAUAAUGAUGAUCAUCUUGGGGAUUGGUUAAGCUUAGGAGGCCUCAGCAAAAAUCAAUUGUCUUUUUCAGCUGGAGAAUUUGAUCAUCAUCAUCAUCAUCAUCAUCAAUCCUCCUCCUCAUCAUCAUCAUCAAAAAUAGCACCAACAACAAACAAGAUUUUCUCUUGUAAUUUUUGCAUGAGAAAAUUCUAUAGCUCACAGGCUUUAGGGGGUCACCAAAAUGCUCACAAGAGAGAAAGAGGAGCAGCCAAGAGGUACCACUCUCAUAGAAUGAUGAUGAACACAAUGGGCUUGGGCUUUAACCCUUUCACCCAACUCACUACACCUCGAUCUCUUGGAGUCCAGGCCCACUCUCUCGUUCACAAGCCCAAUAGCAGAGAAGUAGGGUCCUCUGCUGCUAUGGUUGCAAGAUUUAGUGAUGCUGAAACUGGAUUUGGGUCUGGGUCUGGGCCUGGGCCUGGGCCUGGGAUGAUGCCAUGGACUGGUACUGUACCCUUUAUGCUUGAAGAAACCGUGGAUUUGGUUUGGCCAGGAAGUUUUAGAGUUGAAAAGUUGCCAAAACCAGUAUCUGAAAUACAUCAUCAUCAUCAUAAUAAUAAUAGGACUACUAUGCUGGACUUAAAUCUCAAUCUUAGUCUUUGAUCUUUUUUUUUUUUUUUUUUUUUUUUUUUUUUUUUUUUUUGUAAUGUGAUUUCAGUUCUUGUUCUUCUUCUCUGAUGUUAUGCCUUAUUAACUGAUCUGUAUCAUAGUUUGAUAUCCAUCAGAUUGGAAUGUACAAAUAUAUAUUAGAGGCUUAAUCUUUGUUCUAGCUACUCGAAAUAUAAAAAGAAAAGAAAAGUAGAAUAAUUAUAAUUGAACAAGUUCUACACCUACUUCUUCUGUAUUGACUUUAGUCAAAGUAAAGUUAUAUAAACAAUAAAUUUAUCC